Aspergillus ruber CBS 135680 is the source of this 975-nucleotide messenger RNA. RefSeq lists its product as uncharacterized. Bases 178 to 753 code for a protein of 191 amino acids. Lineage: Eukaryota; Fungi; Ascomycota; Eurotiomycetes; Eurotiales; Aspergillaceae. Gene Ontology annotation, biological process: protein transport. The record is from RefSeq and is a predicted model, not a curated record. The transcript has a single exon.
ACGAAAUAUUUCCUUCUUCUCUACACAGCACACAAUCCGUUCACCUACUUUUGCAUGAAUUGACGAUUCACUGUUCAUUAUACUCUACCAGAUCCAAUACCAGGAUCCUAAUACUCUAAUCCUCUCCUUUUUCUACACAAACACCGUAUCGUUUCUCAUCCCGGGAAAGCAACCAAAAUGGCCGCCGAACCCGAUUUCAACGACCUCGUCCACGACGCUAUAAACGACUUCUUCAGUCAAAUCUUUGGCGUCGCCCAAGCCGGUUUCACCCGCUUCACUACAAACUUCUACAACUCCUUCGCGCAAGUCUCCUCCACGCGCUGGACAAAAGUCAUCGGCUCUGUGGUCUUCUACAUUAUUAUCCGGCCCUACAUCGAGCGCUUCUUCCGCUGGUCGAGUGAUCGCGAGCGCAAGAACCGUGAGGAGAAGGAGAAGAAGCAGGCUGAGGCAACGGGGUAUAGUGAGGGGAAGAAGGCGAAGGUUUCUGCGAAUAGUUUGCGGAGUGGGAAGCCUGCUGCUGCUGAGAGUGAGAGCGGGAAGGUAUUGGGGGAGGUGGAGAAUACGGAUGAUGAGGUUGAUGAUGAGGAGGAAGGGGAAGCGGUUCGAUUUGCCAGGGAGAGUGGGGUGCCUGAGUGGGGGAAGAAUGUGCGCAGGAGGCAGAAGAAGCAGCCCAGUCAUAAUCUGACUGAGGAGCAGCUGUUGGAGAUGUUGGAUUGGAGUGAUGAGGAGGGUCAAAGUGAGAAGAAGGAGUAAAAUUUUUUUCUUCAUUCGUUGUCUAUUUGUCCUCCGGCUGCGACGCGUGCAGACUUUUCGGUCAUCCGUCCAUGUUUUGAUCACUGGGUCUUGCUUUUCUUCGAUAUGCUAGUCAUUGACUUGUAAUUUUCUGUGCGAUGUGCGCGGAAUCUAAUAGUGGACGCAUGUACUGUACUACUGAUAGAACUUAAUUAAACAAUAAUGAACGUCAUAUUAUCCCAA